AUGUCUUAUGCACCUCGUGACCGAGUUUUUGCCAAAGUCAGAGGUUUUCCACAUUGGCCUGCAAGGAUCAAUAUUGUUCCAGAGGGAGUAUCCGUCCCUAAAGGCAAAUAUCCUAUCUUUUUUUAUGGUACACAUGAGAUCUACUGUCUAGCUCCCAAAGACAUCUAUCCCUAUGAAAAGUGGAAGCAUAAGUAUGGCGUUCCGAAGAAAAACAAUCCUCUCUUUGGAAGGGGGCUGGAGGAGAUUGAACAGAAUCCUGAUGUUCUUCUAUUAGGAACGGAUCCGGCUGCGGAGAAUUUUUUUUCACAAUUUUAUCCAAAAAAGUCAUCUAAAGUCUCAUCGCCCAAAAUCAAAUCUUCCAAAUCAGACGUUUCUAGUGAGUCUCUAAAGCCAUCGCUGAAUUCCCAGGAUCCCCACUCAGUUGAUCUUGAUGUCACACAGGACCAGUCGAUCACUGAUUCUCUACUCACAAAACAAACACCUAAACGCCCUGUUCGCAAAUCAAGCAUAUUCCUUUCAUUCUUUGCUUCUCACUUUUUAGCAUCAGCUCCAUCAGUAGCUAAACAUCCUAAACAAGCCAGUACGUCGUCUGGUAGAAGCUCUAGUGAAUUGAAUUCUAGCAAACAGAAAGAAUCUCGCGACGAUGAGUAUUCAAGGGUGGUGGAUGAGAUACAGGUCAGCCAAAACGAACUGCCCGCUACCACACCAUCGGGUAGACCUAUGCGAAAAUCGGCAGCUAAGGCUGUAAUGGGUAAACCUUAUAAAUACACACUUUUUGGUUCCACCUCUGGUGAAUCAUCGGGUGCUCCUCCUUCAGACAGCUCGACAGUACCUUCUACUGCUGAAACUGAAGCGGCACAGUCUCAGAAAUUGGCAGCUCCGUCUACUCAGAAACCAACGAAGGGAGAAGAAAAAUCGGUAGAACAUCCUGAAAUGAAGAUCGCCACCAAAACCUCUGUAUUGCCCCCUACAGAACCUUUGUCAUCGCCGUCUUGGGAAGACCGAAAGGAAGCAACAACCCGACGUAAAGAAAAGGCGUCUGGUGAGAAAAUAGAGAGGAAGAGAGCUCGACUAUCUUCCCAGCCUUCGUCUCAGCGUCCAAAUCGAAAGUCACAUACUUCCCACGCCGAAAAACCCCCAAUGAAGGUGUCGAAUCGUGGCUUGAUGAAUAUCGAUCCCGUUUUCUCUAACUUCACAAAUGAGUAUCUUACAGAGUUCUCUGUCAAUGUGCUUGUUUGCAAGACAGGGGUCGCAUUUUGGAUGCUUAUUCGCGUGUCUAUGACGCCCGAGGAAUUGAAAGCACGUUUGAAUAAUCGUCUCAAUCCACAAAAUGGAGCUAAGCAACUGAAUGGUGAAUUAGAUACUGAGACCAAGCUUCACCAAUGCUAUCUCGGGAUAAAGAAGAGCUUAAUACGUGGUCAUGAGAAUCUUUCUGCUUGCAUCCAACGCAUGGAAGUUGUUGAAAAUUUGCCCCUCACUCUUCCUAUUCUUGUAAAGUGCUCUCCUAUAAUAGAAACUAUCAAGAAGUGCACGCGCUACACUCGGUCGGAAGGAGUGAAAAUUAAUGCAAUGCGGCUUCACAAUAAAUUUUUAAGCAUCUAUGAGAAUGCAACUAAGGAGGAGACGAGAGAAGCACAGGCUGUUCUGGCCCUAGCGAGACAAAAUUCUUCCAACCAAAGCGCACCUGCUACUGUAGAAGCUAUUUUUGCCCAUAAUGACUCCAGUUCUAAUUCCGCUUCUACUCGACAGAGUGAUCAGACUCCACCCGGUCGGUCUGCAGAUGCUGAUAAAUCUGAUCCUGCUCCACCUACGCCUAAGGAACCUGUUCAGCAUCCUCCUCGUGUACAUCCACCUGUAGUUUUCCCACCAGCACCUUCUCCUCUUCAAAUCUCUUAUCAAGAUGCUCCCCUUUCUCCCUCUGCGCUUAUCAAAUCGGAUUCUGAAGGCUUGGCUGUUUCUGAUAAUGAAUCUCCGAGAAGUGAUUUGUGUUAUCAGCGACCACUUCCUCCACCCCAUCCUAGUUCUCGAGAGAUUAUAGACUCUGUUAGGCAGGCUUUUUCCCAUCAUACUACUAACACAGUAGGCCACAUACAACCCCCCGUUGUUGCCAUUCAACCGCCAAUACCAGAUAACUAUGAUCCCCGGCCUCGGUGUACCUCAUCUCAGCCCCUUCCCAAUUUUAAUCCCUUUCGUGGUGAAGUAGUAGAAGAGCUAUCACCACCGAUGCGGGAUGUUUCAGACAAUCGCCGUCCCAGAGUACCGGGGAGAGAACGACCUAGGAGCCCACAUGCUUUACCACAUCCUUUGGAGCAUUAUCAGAGGUUCCUGAAUAGCGGAGAGCCUCAGCAGUCACAGCCUAGACAAUCGUUUCCACAGUCUUCUCAACCGUCUGUAGAUUUGGAUUCAAGAAUAGCUCAACUAUUGGGUCAUUCACAACAAAGAGGCGUGGAGCAGCACCAUUUCGUUGAAAAUCCUCCUUCCGGUUCUCAUCAAUAUCACCAGGCUCCACAACCUCAUUCUACUUCCCUUCCUCCCAUUAAUCUCUUAUCUUCCUCGCAUCCCUCUCUACAACGGCCCUCGUCUCAGAACACUGUGAGGGGGUCAUAUGGGCUACCACCUAUGCAACCGCAACCACAACCGCAGCAUUUAAUGGCACCACAAAUGCCUCCCCUACAGCCAAUUAUGUACCCUUCAGUUUCACCACAUCCUUCUGCUUAUCCCCCUACUCAAAUGAUGACUGUCAGGCAUCCUGUUCCUCCACAACAUCCCUAUCCUCAAUCACAGAGCAUGGCUAUCGCCCCUGAUGGCUCACAACAGUGGCAUCAUAGUCAGAUGGGGUAUCAUGGUGCGCCUGGGUCGGAUGGCUUGUACGGACAGCAAAGAGAGGGAAGCGAUUGUGGACCAUAUUAA
This is a messenger RNA of Rodentolepis nana, 2910 nucleotides long. Lineage: Eukaryota; Metazoa; Platyhelminthes; Cestoda; Cyclophyllidea; Hymenolepididae. The record is from the annotation of a GenBank genome assembly.